GUUCUCAUUUGCGUUCGUCAGUUAUUGAUAUCGCUCCUGUCAAACUGCACGAAUUUUAUAAACUUCAUGUCAUUGCAAACACUUCAAGUCUGUAUCGCCUGUAUCGCUUUUCUAUGACAGUACAUCUUCGUGAUACAUUGUGUGAUGCUCCAUGGAAAAUUCGUGCGAAAUAGCGGCGACGGUACGCGCGAAUCGUGAGCGAAGGACCGCCUCUAAGGAUGCCCGUGAUAUGACGAUAUGCGAAUUAUCCUUUUCAUCGUAUUUUACAUUGCGACUUAUGUGGCAAGAAUCGCGAUUGGUGGCGAUAUUGCCAAAACGAUGUCAGGAAAUAGCAUGAAAUACAUCUUCAAACCGAAAAAUGGAGCAACGCGAAAUAGAGUAUCUGAAAUACUUAACAAUGAUGAUAUAAUCCAGACAAUAAAUAAACGCAACAGGCAAUCAUUACAAGAGAAUCGAAUCGGCUUUCCGCAAAGUAGAAAAAUUUUAAACAGCAACUUAAAACGAAUCAAGCGAAGUCUGCGAAAAAGAAAGAAACAUGCGAAAAAUUCGAACGAUAUCAAUGAGGACGGUAUCUCGAAUGUGGAGAGAUUUCCGAUUUGGCGAGUCCCAGAGUCAAUGGUUGCCACUAUUAAUUUGGAUUCUACGACAAAUCCGUCGAUCGUAGAAACAGAGAUGAUUACUCGAUCGUUGGACGCAAUUGCGAGAUCGCAAUUAGAGAACUUGGACUAUGAUCGCUCCGCGAAUGAAACUAAUUCGCGGGGAUUACUUGAUUUAAAUGCUUCUAACAAAAAUCUAAUACUUUCCAAAAUCGCAAAUCCGAAAUCCGAAAUUAAGAUCGACGUACGAACUCCUACUUUUGAAGGACUGGAUAACAAAAUGUUGCCUCCGGCGUAUCAUCCUGAAAUACUCGCUGACGUGGACUUGCUGAGCUCCAGUCGUCCUCGAGGAUUUCAGUGGCGAUACAGACAUCAGAGGGAUUCUACAAAUUCACACAAUGUUAAAGAAUUAUUCAAUGACCGUCCGAUAGGUUCUAACAAAAGAUUUUUAUUAGUACCGGUAUCUAAGGAUUUGUACGUUUUGAAGAAUAUCCGAGAGAGUCCUCGGACAGCCGUAGAUGGAAUAAUUGUACCUAAGCGAUAUAAACUGUUGGAAAGAGAUAAGGACAGCGCAACAUCCGCCAUUCUCUCGUUCAAGGCGCACAUGCACCACGAUGUGAAAGACGUAGGUAGAGCAUACAUUCAAAGAGGUAAUCAUCGUUUAUUUGAUCACAACGCGAAUUAUUUGUAUCCCACCCUCGAUCCUCGUGUCUCCGAAGAAAGUGCGAAUCCCGUAGAAAAUCCAGUGCCGCCGUCCUAUCCUGACUUCUUGUAUCCGGGUAUUGCUUUACAGACUGAUCCGAAUUUAAUCGACGCUACUCCUGAGAUUUCCGAACCAGUUAUCUCCCCCGUUUCGGAUUACGAGAAUAUUUCCUUCGCGGAAGUUAUUAACUCACGUGGCGGUAUCAAUUCUUACGAUUCGUCACCUUCUUCCCUCGAUAUUUUAAAUUAUAAUGUGUGUUCGAAGGAAAAUGCGAAUGUCGGUCAAUCGAGUAUCUUGUCUACGACAAAAUUAAAUAAUGAAAUAAAUCAACAAGACAGCGGAAAUUAUGGUAAUUCUUUAGGAUACAGCGAGUUUGGUGUCGAAUUGACAACUGCAGAUUUCCGAGAUACUUUAGUACUUAAUGACAAUAUAAACACGUCGGCCGCUUUGGAAAAUGUUGAAAUGUACUUAACUAAUAACGAUAAAGAAGUAUUUGAUAUGUCACGAAGUCGAGAGGACGAUUCUAAAUUUUUGACAGGAAGCAACGAAGAUAAAUUUACAAUAGACUUUAUAGAUGACAUUUCGACGCAAUAUAGCCCUGCCUUUGACGCGUCUGCAAACGAAGAUAAUAUUUUCUUUCCAAACAUUACUUACGCCUUCGUUAAUAAUGCCAUUUUAAAAAGCGAAGAUGUAGAUAAAGAUAACAGAGAAUACGGAAUCUCGAUUUCAGAAAUCGAAUAUAGCAAUAAAAAGUCAACACAUUCCAUCGAUUUUAAUUACGAUAAUAGAGCUAUCGAUGAGGCAUCGUUUAGUAAUUAUACUACCGAAAUAGAUUCGUUCCUUAAUGCAGAAGAUUACGUGACAUCUGUGCCGUUAAUUCUAAAUACUGAUAAAUGGUCAUUGAAAAAGGCGAAAUCUACUGUAGAAAAUUCGAACGCUUUAUUAAUGGCAAUUAAACCAUUGUCGUCGGAGCUGCAAAAGUUGCUAAGCGCAAUUCAGGUAGUCAACCAAAGCAUCAGUGAUGUGCAAAACAGAUUGUGCGAUAAAAAAAACGACGUCGUCGAGCGAGAGAGUAAAGACACAAAAGCCACAAAUAUUGCGAAACUAAUUGACAGAGAAGAUCAUUACGAUUCUGAUCUCUCCACAAAAAGUUUUGAUAGUCAGUCUUUGGACAGGAGACGUAUUAAAGCCAAAAAUAAAAAUGUUCCAGAACGCGUAAAAAUUAGAAAAAAAACUGACGGUUUCUUUUUGAAUAAAUUGACGACGCCGUUUCGUAAACGCGAAAGCAAUUCAGAGGUACGGAGUGGUCGCAGAAACUUUAUCAAAAAGAGAAAAUUAAUUGACGGAAAGUUUCUCAAAUCAGGCAACGUUAAGGGACGCAGAUUGCCUCAUUCGAGAUUUAACAGGAAUUUAAAGUCACUGACGAAAAAUUACGAGACGCGAGUGAAGCCCUUCCGACAGCUUACCGAUUCCGAAUCGAAAAGAAUGAAACGCACAACGAGGCCAAUUAUAAAAUUGUUGCGUUUGAGUGAUAGUGACGUACCGAGCGAAAAUCGAUAA
Messenger RNA from Wasmannia auropunctata (little fire ant), 2859 nucleotides. RefSeq lists its product as uncharacterized. The transcript has 3 exons. NCBI's taxonomy places the organism in Eukaryota, Metazoa, Arthropoda, Insecta, Hymenoptera, Formicidae. Bases 238 to 2859 code for a protein of 873 amino acids. The record is from RefSeq and is a predicted model, not a curated record.